Messenger RNA from Penicillium soppii, 1575 nucleotides. RefSeq names its product putative MFS transporter. NCBI's taxonomy places the organism in Eukaryota, Fungi, Ascomycota, Eurotiomycetes, Eurotiales, Aspergillaceae. The transcript is spliced from 3 exons. Gene Ontology annotation, molecular function: transmembrane transporter activity. The record is from RefSeq and is a predicted model, not a curated record. Gene Ontology annotation, biological process: transmembrane transport. Bases 1 to 1575 code for a protein of 524 amino acids.
AUGUCGCCAACCUCUGAAGCCUCCAGCGAGGAGGGACGACCACGGUCCUCGGUAGAUGAGACCGAGCUCCGACGACCCCAAUCGCAUUACUCACAACGAGAAGGAGCAGGAAAUGGCCUCGACCAUGUGCGGAGCCAUGUCUCUCAUCAUGACAUGGCUGUCAAUGAGGACUUCCACGAAGUCGACGCAGACCAGUACCUCCGCUUUUCACCAGCACGUAAAGUGAUCAUCGUCGGUGUAUUGUCGUUCUGCUCUUUUCUCGCACCUAUAUCAUCCACAUCUAUUCUUGCUGGUAUCCCCGAAGUGGCGAAGACCUAUAACACUACGGGAAGCGUUAUCAACGCAAGCAAUGCUCUAUACAUGGCCUUCAUGGGAAUCGCGGCUCCUUUCUGGGGUCCCUUUAGCCAGGUUUGGGGAAGACGCCCUGUUUUCCUUGUCAGUGCGUUCUUGUUCUUUGUCUUCUCCAUUGGCACAGCACUGGCACCUAACUUGCCGGCAUACUAUAUCUUCCGCGUCUUGACUGCAUUCCAAGGAACAUCCUUUCUAGUAGUUGGCAGCUCGGCAUUGGGCGAUGUCUAUGAGCCCCGUGCUCGAGCAACAGCUCUCGGAUGGUUCCUAUCAGGCACUCUGAUCGGGCCUGCAUUUGGCCCGUUCCUCGGUGGCGUUAUCGUCACAUUCCGCUCAUGGAGAGUAAUAUUUUGGCUACAAACCGCACUCGGGGGCUGCGGAACGCUGCUCGUGUUUUUCUUCUUCCCCGAGACAUACCCCCACCUCACGAAAGGCGACAUGAGUGAGAAAACCUUCCGGCAGAAAGUCGUCUUUCUGUGGCAUCGCAUCUCGCCACUCCAAGUCGGGAUUAUGCUCUUCAAGUACCCGAAUUUGUUCUGCACUGCUAUCGCUGCCGGCGCUCUAGUGUGGAACCAGUACUCCCUUCUAACGCCCAUUCGAUAUGUUCUGAACCCUCGCUUUCACUUGACUAGCCCCAUUCAAUCGGGACUGUUCUACAUCGCUCCAGGCUGUGGAUAUCUGGUUGGGACGUUCAUGGGCGGCAGAUGGGCAGACUACACGGUGAAGAAAUGGAUUCGGAAGCGUGGUGGUGUCCGGGUCCCGGAAGAUAGGCUCAAGUCUUGUCUUUUAUUCUUAGGCGGUGUCAUCCCCGGUUGUAUCCUGAUAUACGGCUGGACGAUUGAGAAGGCUGUUGGUGGAAUCCCAGUCCCCGUACUGGCCAUGUUUUUCCAGGGUGUUGCUCAGCUCUUCUGCUUUCCCAGUCUCAACACCUACAGCUUAGAUGUGAUGCAAUCUAGUGGCCGGAGUGCCGAGGUUGUCGCUGGUAGUUAUAUGAUGCGGUACAUUUUCGGCGCUUUGGGCUCUGGGCUUGUUCUUCCGGCUGUCGAGGCCAUGGGCGUUGGGUGGUUCAGCACUAUCAGUGCGUUCUUUUUGAUUGCAUCUGGAGUUGGCGUCUGGCUUACGACCGUCUUUGGUGAUCAGUGGCGAGAUAAGGUUGAAAAGAAGGAGCUACGCAAGGUUGAAGAAAAGUCCAAAGAGUUACAGCAAGGCGAAAAGGCUGAGGCUUGA